Molecule: messenger RNA, 2424 nt
Organism: Penaeus indicus
Lineage: Eukaryota; Metazoa; Arthropoda; Malacostraca; Decapoda; Penaeidae
Product: nephrin-like
Exons: 15
Coding region: 1-2424 (807 amino acids)
Biological process (GO): cell-cell adhesion
Cellular component (GO): cell-cell junction; plasma membrane
Molecular function (GO): cell adhesion molecule binding
Source: RefSeq, a predicted model, not a curated record
AUGAGGCCGAAGUGCCUCUCCAUUGCUCGGAAGACGAUCCCAAGAGCAUCAGAUCCUACGAAAGGCCAUCGUCAAAAACACGCGACGGCGGCGAAGCGAAAAAGACGAGAGCAAGGGAAGCACAUGAUCAAAGGUGUAAAGGGAGAGCAACAGCUGUUCCUCGUGACCCCGGAGAGCGUGCGCGUGAGGGCUGGCGAUGAUGUGUUCCUCCGCUGCAUCGUUCGGAACCAGCAGGGCAACGCUCAGUGGACCAAGGACGGAUUCGCUCUCGGCUUCGGUCGAACAGUGCCAGGCUACCCACGAUACAGGUACGCCGGUGACAGUGCCAGGGGAGAGCACCACCUAGUUAUCAAGGGCGUGACACUACAGGACGACGGGGAGUAUCAGUGCCAAGUGGGACCGACUGCCAACGCCACCGCUAUCUGGGCAGCGGCUAAUGUCACUGUUUUGGUUCCCCCCGAGAUCAUCAGCAUCAACGGGCGGCCGGACGGGGCAGCGGUGCGGGCGCGGGCGGGCAGCGGCCUCACACUCGAGUGCCUGGUGGAGAAGGGGCGUCCGGCGCCGAGGGUGACGUGGCUCAGGAACGGCCUCCAGAUGGAUCCAGGCCAGCAGGAGGACGAGAUCCUAGCGUCGCCCUCCUCGCCGCUGCUCUGGACGGUCCGCAGCCGCGUGCGGUUACGGGCGCGGGUGGAGGACGACGGGCAGCGGUACACCUGCCGCGCCCUCCAGCUCACUCCCGAACUUGACGAGAACCAAGACAAUCUCGCUCCUCCAAGCUGGAACCUGACCAACUCCGCAGAUGAGACGCCGGAGUUUGGGCCGCCGCAUGUGCAAGCCGGGACGCGAGAAAACGGAGACACAAUAGCCUCGAGGGGAGACUCCGCUAUUUCUUCGCAACUUCCGCCAACCUCUUCUCAAGAUGCUGGGGGGCCUUCUGCGGGUGGAUCUGUGCCCUUGGAAGUCAGCGUCGUCAUCUCGGUGUUGUUGAUAAAGAAUAACACAUUACCUGAACCCCAUCACAGAAAUCACGACCACGAUAUCAAAUAUAACACUCGGAAUUACAUAGAGAGAGGUGUCGUGUUGUCCAGGGCAACCGACGAGGGAUGCAGGGAAGCAACGGGGACCUUGGCCUUGCAACACGAACGGUCCCUCGCUUGCCAGAUGGGGCUGACAAUGUAUACCAUUAGCUACGACGAAACCCACAAGCUUUCCGAAGGGGAUUCCGUCAACCUCACAUGCACCGUGGGAGCCGCCAACCCUCGUCCUCGCUUAUCUUGGUUCAAGGACGGCCUCGAGAUAACUCCCCGCCCUACCGAUACAGCAGAACAAGGGUUAGAUAAGCCGAGUGCGAGUCUAAGCAUCACGAAGGCGGUGACGGCGACGCGGAUGGAGGAUGGCGCCGUUUACGAGUGCCGGGUCAACACCUCGCUCUUUUCGCGUCCUCUGGCCUCUGACGUCACGCUCAGUGUGCAGUAUCCGCCGAGCAACGUGACGAUGACAGGCCCCGAGGUGGUGGGAUCUGGCAACAGUGUCACCUUCACCUGCAUUACGUCAUCUGCAAACCCAGCUGCUAACGUGACCUGGACUAUUCACGGGUCAUUGAACAAGAGGAGCAAAUCCAGCGUGACCAGAGGACCAGAGGGGGGGUGGGUCACGACCUCCACGUUGACCUAUCGCGUUGCAAGGUCGAGUAAUGAGCUGGUUGUUCGUUGCAUGGCAAGGAAUGCAGCUUCUUCCUCCCCCGUCAUCACGAGCAAAUCAGUUCAGGUUAUCAAGACCCCAAAGCCUCCGGUGGUAGAGGCCGACAUGAAGGGCACGGUGGUUGCAGGCACUGUCCUUGACCUGACCUGCACCACCCACGGAGGUCACCCGCCACGCCAGGUCAAGUACGUCCUUGACGGUAUGAUACUCGUCCUAGAGACCCUAGUGAUGUUCAAAGGCGAAGAACAAAUGGACAUCGAAGUAGAAGAAGACGAGAACAUGACAGUGGCCCACACAGCGAUCACAGUAGAACCUUCAGACAACAAAGCCAAGAUAGUGUGUGAGGUUCAGAACCCUACGUCUCAAGAACCACUAACUGGACACACGACGAUCAGCUUGUUUUGUAUUGGUCUAGUUCCAGCGUGGGAGGUCAAGGGUUGGGUCAAUCCUCGGAGUGUCGAGGUGAAGGAGGAGGUGACCCUCGGCUGUGAGACUUCGCCUAGUAUCCCGCCCUCGACUGUGACCUGGCACUCGGGAGGAGCCACUCUAGAGGGCGCCACCACGAAGCAGUAUCCGGGCAAAUACGGGGGAACUGUAACUAGCUCGGAACUGCGUGUGAGGCCGCUUGCAGAUGACAACGGACGCGUGUUUUCGUGCAAUGCAAACAACGGCCUCGGAGUCACCGUGUCUGCAGAUCUGGUCAUUGACGUCUUACAAUUGUAA